AUGCAGCAGCGGCAGCGGAGAUAUCACCAGAGGUCGAGGAACGGUUGCCAACAAUGCAAAACAAGGCAUGUCCGCUGCGAUUCGGGGAAACCUGCCUGUGAAAACUGCAGGCGGAUGGGGGUCGGACGGGGCGAGAGUGCACGUCUUCUACACCAGCUCUCGCCUGAGUCACUUCGAGCGUCCGAGCCGAGCAUGACCACUCCAACGCCCGCGCGUCCUCAUUGCCAGCAAGAGAUUGAAUAUCCGCGCACCAUCAGGGGAUUAGAGACGGAGGCGAGUGAAAGCAGAUGGGGUGCUGAUCUCCCACAUGUAAACGAGGAGACUCGUCUAGGCUCCUUCAUAGAUAUCGCAAGCAGGGAUAUGACCAUCUGGCCUCAGUCGGGCUUCAUCUACGAUGCCCUCCCGCAAGCUUCUGCCGCUUUGCCACAACUAGCAAGCUCUGUUUGUCAGCCGCAGGAUCCUGGGGCACGAAGUAGCCGCCAGGGACAAGAUGGCUAUCAGACGCACGCGCAUCUGCCCUGCGCUUGCCCUCAACAGCCGGACUUUGGACUCGGCAUGCGAGCAACUGCCGGCGAGAUAACAGAAACUGCCGUCGACAGCCGCAUCAAUGAGAUGCGCAGCCCUCUGCCGAUGCCAGAUGACGAGCUCCCAAUGAUGCUGCUCCAACACCCGAUCCUCAACGAAGUCGAACCACUUCCGGAUGCCCAAAAGCAAAACGUCGCGAUAUGA
Messenger RNA from Gaeumannomyces tritici R3-111a-1, 729 nucleotides. RefSeq lists its product as hypothetical. Gene Ontology annotation, biological process: regulation of transcription by RNA polymerase II. The coding region runs from base 1 to 729 and encodes 242 amino acids. NCBI's taxonomy places the organism in Eukaryota, Fungi, Ascomycota, Sordariomycetes, Magnaporthales, Magnaporthaceae. The transcript is spliced from 4 exons. Gene Ontology annotation, molecular function: zinc ion binding; DNA-binding transcription activator activity, RNA polymerase II-specific. The record is from RefSeq and is a predicted model, not a curated record.